Pimephales promelas (fathead minnow) is the source of this 3849-nucleotide messenger RNA. RefSeq names its product golgi membrane protein 2 (gene golm2). The record is from RefSeq and is a predicted model, not a curated record. NCBI's taxonomy places the organism in Eukaryota, Metazoa, Chordata, Actinopteri, Cypriniformes, Leuciscidae.
AUGUACACCUUACACUUAGAACGACAUUAUUUUUGUCUUUUUUUUUUUUAAUCAAGAAGAACCACCUGGCAGUUAGAUGAUAACGACACGAUUACGAAAUAUUACCUUUUCCUGACGCGUUUACUUACAUAUAAACAUACAAAUACAAAGUGUUUGCGCAUACAUUUUGCUGGACGAAGAAGAAAGGAGGAAGGCUGGAGUUGAGUGACAGUAACGUUACUAGCGAACUCUAAAGCUAACGCUGCAUUUAUAGUCUAAUCUGCAUGGUAUUACAUUUAAAGACGCGUUAAACGCAUCUUUACAGUUUGUUAAUAUUGUUUUAUAUCGGGUGCGGAUGGUGGUGCGCGUGCAUGUAUAUUUGGCCUUGCUGGGGGUGUCAGAUGUAAUGCUAACGUUCUAAUAGCCUAUACGUGCUAACAUGUCAUAGACUUGCUUUCAUGCACAAAUUCGGGUCGGCUUUGUGUGUUUAUUGCUGUGUGUUCUGGAGAAAUCGGUAUCGUGUUGUUGAACUGAAUGUAACACACCGCUGUUGCUCCACAAGAUCCACGCAUGCUACUUUAGCGCGGUUUUAACGUUAGCUAACACAACUGAACGGUAAAUUCAGAAGUGCAUUUAUCGCACGAGCAUGACGGCAGAUCUGCAGAGAUGACCGUAACCAAAUAAAAAUGCGUUAUUAGGUGCUGUAGGGUCAGGCGGAAGACGGAAAGCUGAUGGCUGUGUGCCGUUAGCUCGCAUCAGCUCUCAUAGGCCACGUCGCCUGUGUGUGUGUUGAUGUGUUUGAUCUAACGUUACUGACAGUGGCGUUGCAUGAAUGCAAACAAGGAAAAGCGAGAAGUCGCCAACUGUGCGGAAGGGACACGGAAGAAUCGUCGAAGAAGUUGCAUCACCAACGUCAUAACAACUCAAGGUUGCUAAGCCGAAUGGGGAUGAACACAUCUUUUUAGAUAACUUGUCAGAGCAGUGACCACAUCACUCGUAUUUAACCUACGGCGCUCACACUAAUCCAGAGAUCGUAUUCAGUGCGCCUGUUCGAUUACGAUGAUCGGCUUCAGUGCGAAUCGACGUGGAGGUCGCCUCCCUUCCUUCAUCCUGAUCGUAUUAAUGGUGAUUAUCUUAAUUUUGUCGUUUAACUACUGGAGCGUGUCCACUAAGCACGGGCGGCUACUGGAUGAGCUGGCCGAGGUGCAGACGCAGGUGAAGCGCACGGACGCGGCGCGCUCCCGCCUGGAGAAGAGAAACUCCGAGUUGAUGAUGCAGGUGGACACGCACCGGAAACAGAUCGACCAGAAGGAUGGAGACUAUAGCGUGCUGGAGAGCAAACUGCAGGCCAGGGAUACGCUGGUCAAAUCAUGCAGCGAUGAAAAGAAUAAGCUGCAGAAUGAUGUCAGCGCCCAGAUGUCCGAGAUUCACAGACUGAAAGAACAGGUAAAAGAGUUGAGACGGGAGAUCAUCCGACAAGAAGACCAGCUGAGGGAAGUGCGGAAAAACAGCACCAAUCUGGAGAAGAAGCUGGAAUAUGAGAGCUUGCAGUGUGGCAGACAAAUCACAGAGCUGAAGGCAGAAUAUGAGGAAAACAAGAAAAGAGCGGAAGAAGAGGCAGCAAAACUCAGACAGAGUUUAUUAGAGAAUCGUAAAGCGGAUCCAGGGGUUCGGCAGGUGGAGGUGGAUCUUGAUCAGCCCAACAAAAGAAAAGAGGACAUCGCAGAGCGCCACACAGUGGCUGCACAGCGAAAUGAUGGCCCAGUUCCUAAAGAUGAUAUGGUUAAACCUGGUAGCGAUGCUGGAAUGCCUGGCAUUGAGGACAGUGAAGUGGGCAAGAUAGAAGAUGGACAGUUUGCCUUAAAGAAGCCAGCCAUCACGCCGCAAAAACACAUGGAGCCGGCGGAGGCUGCGGCACUGCUGAAGGAGGAGAGGGCAGGGUUUGGAGCUGGAGCUGGAGCCGGUGCCAGACCAGGGGAUGAUUUGGCCAAUGGGCAACUGCUGGACCGACCAGACAUACCCCAUGAUGAAAACCUGCGUUUGGGGAACCAUGACGCCCCUGUGCUGCAGCAGGUUCCAAAAGCAGUGGUUGACAGACCCAUGCUGUUUGACGAAGAUAAUAAAGCAGGCAUAAAGGCAGAUGAGUUUGGGGAGCAGCGCAGACAGCUGGGAGCUGAAGGCUUGAAGGCAGAGGGAGUUGUACUUCCUCCUCCUCCUAACCCGGCUCAGGUUCUUCCCAAACCCAUUGACCUGCACAAUGGCAGAGAACCUGUGCACGCUGACCCCCCGCGUCACCGUCAGAGCCGUUUCUUUGAUGAAAAUGAGUCCCCUGUAGAUCCGCAACACGGCAAUAAGCUAGCGGACUAUAACGGGGACGAUGGCAACGUAGGUGAGUAUGAGGCGGACAAGCAGGCUGAGCUGGCCUACAAUGAGGAAGAGGAUGGUGAUGGUGGGGAGGAAGACGUCCAAGACGAUGAAGACCGGGAAGCUCCAGGUGAAAGGGCUGUGGAUUACGGAAAGCGACAUCAAGCCAUUGAUGUGCUGUAGUCCCGUCCUGUCUCAAAAAUCCCAUACAUUUGAGCUUUGGAUGUUUCUGACAAUGAAGUAGCCAAGAGAUGAAAAAGAACUUUGGAUUUCAGUUGUGAUUUUGGUAUCAUUUACAAUUGGAGACAUUCAGACUAUUCAAACUAUUUCAGUCUUCAGAGACGAACAAGUUUCAGCGGUUACGACUGUGAAAUCAAUGACUGUGGGUGAGAUUUUUUUCAACUUAAAUGCGACAAAGCGAUUUCAUGAUCUUCUGCAAAUGUUUGCUUGAUUUGAGAGUAUUGUUUUCAUGUUUGUUUUUCUUGUCCCCAUCUGUAGCACAUGUCUAACAGAGGUUUUGGAACUAUUAUUUUGUACAAAUGUCUUUCUUUGUAUUUUUUUUUUUCUUUUUCUUUUUUUUUUUGGUGGGGUAAUAAAAUGCUGCCUUUAGGCAAUGGAGGACGUGACUGUGAAUACUAGAUAAUACAGAAAUAAUUAUUCUCUGUGGGAUUCACAAAGUGGAACAUAGUGAUAUUACUGGUGGAAAGGACCUCUAGAACACCAGUUUUUUUUUUUUUUUUUUUUUUUUGCUGAAAAGCUAAAUCUCCCUUUAUCUUUUUGGACAACUGUUGCUAAAUGCAAGUGUAAACAAUGGGAAGAUGCAAUUAAGUUGCUGUUCAACUUUGAACCUCUCUUGUACAAAAUGACACUAAAUGGCCAGACAAUAAUCUUUUUUUUUUUUUUCAACUACUGUUUUCUGAAGGAGCACUUAAGAGUGUGUAUUGAGUUUUGUACGGACAUUGUUGCAUGCAAAAGGUAGCCUUUGUAAAUCAGCCUGUAGAUCAAGAAAUGGAAAAAAAAGCAAUACUCAAGACUAAACUCAUCAAAGCUGUCAGCCUGCUUCCUUUCUUACUGGUAGAUGUGCACUACAAUAUGAUGAGGAAUCUGUGUGAUGAGAUGCUGUAUAUUUGCUAAACUCAAAUGGAAAUAAUGAUCAUAUACCUAACUGUUUGUGUUUGUUUCAUAAUCAAGCAAAUGUAUAGGGUUGGCAUACUGAAUGUAGUCCUAUAGCUUGUGAUUGUUUUUGAAAUCUGCCACAUGGGUGUUUGGGCUCUCUUACACAGCUGUGCAGUGCAAGGGUUAACGAUUAACAAAAUUCUUUAUAUUUCAAAUUAACUGGUCCUGUUUUGGAAAAAGUAGGCUACACGUUGUAUCACUGUGACUGAAGUAUUGAAAGUAGUAGCAUCAAAAAGAGCACCCAGAAAUCUUCAUUAAUUUAUCCCAGGCUGCUUUACAAACAAAUGACUACAUUACUGUAACAAUAAACGAUUUUUUUCUGUAGUUUUA